ACGGCCGCUGGGAGUGUGGCGAAAGUGCGGCUGCGGAAGUGCAGCGAGACCCGGGAGGAGGAAGCAAGCGCUGCUACCCUUCUGCUGGGCUCCCGGCACCAUGGGCCGCCUGCACUGCACGCAGGACCCGGUGCCCGAGGCCGUGCGCGGCGACAUGCAGCAGCUGAACCAGCUGGGCGCGCAGCAGUUCUCGGCCCUGACAGAAGUGCUUUUCCACUUCCUCACUGAGCCCAAAGAGGUGGAACGCUUUCUGGCUCAGCUCUCUGAAUUUGCCACCACCAAUCAGAUCAGUCUUGGACCCCUCAAAAGCAUCAUGAAAAGCCUCCUUUUGGUUCCAAAUGGUGCAGUGAAGAAGGGCCUUACUGCAGAGCAGGUGCGGUCUGAUCUCCUGACUCUAGGUCUUAGUGAGGAGAAAGCCACUUCCUUUUCUGAAAAGUGGAAGCAGAACGCCCCGACCCUUGCACAGUGGGCCAUAGGUCAGACCCUGAUGGUUAACCAGCUGAUUGAUAUGGAGUGGCGGUUUGGAGUGACGUCUGGAAGCAGUGAAUUAGAGAAAGUGGGAAGCAUAUUUUUACAGUUAAAGUUGGUGGUUAAGAGAGGAAAACAAACUGAACAUUUGUAUAUAGAAUUAACCUUGCCUCAGUUCUACAGCUUCCUGCACGAGAUGGAGAGAGUCAGAGCAAGCAUGGAGUGUCUCAGCUGAUCCUGGUUCUUGUUCCCUUGCUCCUGCCUCUUCUCUGAUGGCUUCUCCAGGGUCCCAACUGUCUCGGGAGGCAAAAACAAGAGUCUUGAUGCUUGAGGAGUCCUGCCUGAUUCUUCUGUAAGCCCCAUUGGAAGCCACCACCUCCGGCUCCUGGGUGACUUUACACCUAGAUGCUCUGACGGCUGCUGCAUAUGGGAUUGGUUUCUUUCUUUUGGAAGGCGGGUAUUGUCAUUUCCCAUUCAACAGUAAACAAACAGUUCCUUCAUUUAGA
This is a messenger RNA of Arvicanthis niloticus (Nile rat), 974 nucleotides long. RefSeq names its product COMM domain containing 7 (gene Commd7). Gene Ontology annotation, molecular function: NF-kappaB binding. The record is from RefSeq and is a predicted model, not a curated record. Gene Ontology annotation, biological process: tumor necrosis factor-mediated signaling pathway; negative regulation of DNA-templated transcription. Lineage: Eukaryota; Metazoa; Chordata; Mammalia; Rodentia; Muridae.